Messenger RNA from Acanthosepion pharaonis, 4299 nucleotides. NCBI's taxonomy places the organism in Eukaryota, Metazoa, Mollusca, Cephalopoda, Sepiida, Sepiidae. The record is from the annotation of a GenBank genome assembly.
AUGUGCUGUCAAAAAUGGGUACGUGAGAAAAUUCUUAAGGACCCACAGGCAUUGUUCAGAGAAGACAUGUUGAUGGACCCUGAACUUUCCAAUAAACAAGCUCUCCAGUUACUCCAGAUGAUUUGCUACCCAAAUGGAAUCCCAAAUCAAGUAGAAGGCACUGAACCUGACAACAAACAAGUGAUAAACAGAAUUCUUCAGACUCUUGACCAGUGGUCAUUACGGGUGUCAUGGUUAGAAUUACAACUUAUGUUCAAGCAGUCUAGUUCGCAAGCAGAAACAAAUGCAAUUCUUGAUUGCAUUGCCAAGGGUACCCUCGACUUAUUCCACCAACAGACUGAGUUCCUGUCCAACCCCAACUCACCAAGACAACUGCUUCAGCAGAUUCAGACACAGCUUCUGCAGCAGCAACAGCAACAGCAACAACAGAAUGCUAAGCCUGAGUCUGAAAAAGACAGUGUAUGGGCCGAUUACUUAAGCUGGCUGGCCAGGUACUUGAUAGUAGUAACAACCUUCUUUCAAAAACGAAAUACGAUAAAGAAAAAAAAUCAAAGAAGUAAGUCACUAUUGGGGCACCAACCAUUCCUGUCUCUGAUCCUCACCUGUCUUAAGGGGCAGGAUGAACAGCGUGAAUGCUUGCUCUCAUCACUACAUUCCCAGUUGGAGAAAUUUAUCAACAACGUCAAAGAAGUUUUGGAUCGUAGUCCUGAUGAGAGCAAGAUCCGGCAAAAUCUUAACGAAGCUUUGCAGUUACGUCUCAGUUUGGUUGGUGGUAUGUUUGAUACCAUCCAAAGGAACAACACUACUACUAGUGAUUGGGCAAUAUUUAACUAUUCUCUCUCUCUCUCUCUCUCUCUUCAUAUUUUCUCUGUGUGUGUCUCUCCCUCCUCUCUUUCUCUCUUCUUUAUUUGUCUCUCUCUCUCUCUCUCUCUGUCUUUCUCUGUCUCUCUUUUCUUUCUGUCUCUCUCUCUCUCUCACACUUUCUUUGUCUCUCUCUCUCUCUCUCACUUUCUUUGUCUCUCUCUCUCUCUCACACUUUCUUUGUCUCUCUCUCUCUCUCUCACACUUUCUUUGUCUCUCUCUCUCUCUCUCACACUUUCUUUUCUCUCUCUCUCUCUCUCUCACACUUUCUUUGUCUCUCUCUCUCUCUCACACUUUCUUUGUCUCUCUCUCUCUCUCUCACACUUUCUUUUUCUCUCUCUCUCUCUCUCACACUUUCUUUGUCUCUCUCUCUCUCUCACACUUUCUUUGUCUCUCUCUCUCUCUCUCUCUUUCUUUGUCUCUCUCUCUCUCUCUCACACUUUCUUUGUCUCUCUCUCUCUCUCUCUUUCUUUGUCUCUCUCUCUCUCUCCACACUUUCUUUGUCUCUCUCUCUCUCUCUCUCACACUUUCUUUGUCUCUCUCUCUCUCUCUCACACUUUCUUUGUCUCUCUCUCUCUCACACUUUCUUUGUCUCUCUCUCUCUCACACUUUCUUUGUCUCUCUCUCUCUCUUUCUUUGUCUCUCUCUCUCUCACGCUUUCUUUGUCUCUCUCUCUCUCACGCUUUGUUUGUCUGUGUCUCUCUCUCUCUCACUUUCUUUGUCUCUCUCUCUCUUUCUCUCUCUCUCUCACACUUUCUUUUCUCUCUCUCUCAAUUUCUCUCUUUCUUUGUCUCUCUCUCUCUCUUUUCUUUGUCUCUCUCUCUCUCUUUCUUUGUCUCUCUCUCUCUGAACUUUCUUUGUCUCUCUCUCUCUCUCUUUCUUUGUCUCUCUCUCUCUCUCUUUCUUUGUCUCUCUCUCUCUCUCUUUCUUUGUCUCUCUCUCUCUCAAACACUUUCUUUCUCUCUCUCUCUCACACUUUCUUUUUUCUCUCUCUCUUUCUUUGUCUCUCUCUCACACUUUCUUUGUCUCUCUUCUUUGUCUCUCUCUUUCUCUCUCUCUCACGCUUUCUUUGUCUCUCUCUCUUUCUUUGUCUCUCUCUCACUUUUUUUGUCUCUCUCUCUCUUUCUUUGUCUCUCUCUCACACUUUCUUUGUCUCUCUCUCUCUCUUUCUUUCUCUCUCUCUCUCUCUCUCUCACACUUUCUUUGUUUUUUGUCUCUCUCUCUCUCUCUCUCUCUCACACUUUCUUUUUGUCUCUCUCUCUCUCUCUCACACUUUCUUUUCUCUCUCUCUCUCUCUCACUUUCUUUGUCUCUCUCUCUCUCUCUCACACUUUCUUUGUCUCUCUCACACUUUCUUUGUCUCUCUCUCUCUCUCUCACACUUUCUUUUCUCUCUCUCUCUCUCUCACACUUUCUUUUCUCUCUCUCUCUUCUUUCUUUUCUCUCUCUCUCUCUCUCACACUUUCUCUUUCUCUCUCUCUCUCUCACACUUUCUUUGCUCUCUCUCUCUCUCAAACACUUUCUUUGUCUCUCUCUCUCUCUCUCUCACUUUCUUUGUCUCUCUCUCUCUCUCACACUUUCUUUGUCUCUCUCUCUCUCUCACUUUCUUUUCUCUCUCUCUCUCUCCACUUUCUUUGUCUCUCUCUCUCUCCUUUGUCUCUCUCUCUCUCCACUUUCUUUUUCUCUCUCUCUCAGAUUUUCUUUGUCUCUCUCUCUCUCUUUUCUUUGCUUUUUUGUCUCUCUCUCUCUCAUUUCUUUCUUUGUCUCUCUCUCUUUCUUUGUCUCUCUCUCUCUUUUUCUUUGUCUCUCUCUCUCUUUCUUUUCUUUGUCUCUCUCUCUCUCACCUUUCUUUGUCUCUCUCUCUCUCUUUCUUUCUGCUUUCUUUGUCUCUCUCUCUCACUUUGUCUCUCUCUCUCUUACUUUAUUUUGUCUCUCUCUCUCUUGCUUUUGUCUCUCUCUCUCUCUCUCUUUGUUUGUCUCUCUCUCUCUUCUUUUUUCUCUCUCUCACGCUUUGUUUUCUCUUGCUUUGUUUGUGUUUUAUAUCUCUCUCUCUCUCUUCACAUUUUCUUUGUUUUUGUCUCUCCUUCACCUUUUUUCAAUGUGAUGCUCCAUCAUUAUUGUUUUCUAUUCUCUUUGAGUCUGUCUCUUACUUUUAUUAUUCUCUUUCUCUCCUUGCUAGCGAACUUUUCACCACUAACCUAAUUAAAAAAGUCAAGCGAGAACUGGGAGAUAAGAAUAAUACUUGUAUCGACAAGGUUCGUCAACUUCUGCCUUUGCCAAAGAAAUUCUAUGAAGUGGUCACCUGUGAACCUCAUGGAACACUUGUAGAUACCAAAGGCAACAAAAUUGCAGGAUUCGAUUCAAUUGGGAGGAAACAGGGUUUACAAGUUGCCUCAAAAGUGAAGAUCACUCCUUGGGAAAUAAUUGAGGGCACAAAGAAUCCGGCUCCAAUGUCCUGGACUUACUUUGGUGCUGCAUUCAGUCUUGUCAAACAUAACAUUCUAUUUUUAAACAUUUUCUUUGCUCUCUCUCUUUCUCCACCCCCUCUCCUUUUUUCCCUCUUUCUCUGGUCUCCCCUCUCUUUUUUUCCCUCUUUCUCUGGUCUCCCCUUUCUUUUUUUCCCUCUUUCUCUGGUCUCCCCUCUCUUUUUUUCCCUCUUUCUCCGGUUUCCCCUCUCCUUUUUUCCCUCUUUCUCCGGCUUCCCCUCUCCUUUUUUCCCUCUUUCUCCGGCUUCCCCUCUCAUUUUUUCCCUCUUUCUCCGGCUUCCCCUCUCCUUUUUCCCUCUUUCUCCGGUUUCCCCUCUCCUUUUUUCCCUCUUUCUCCCUCUUUCCCCUCUCCUUUUCUCCCUCUUUCCCCUCUCCUUUUCUCCCUCUUUCCCCUCUCCUUUUCUCCCUCUUUCCCCUCUCCUUUUCUCCCUCUUUCCCCUCUCCUUUUCUCCCUCUUUCCCCUCUCCUUUUCUCCCUCUUUCCCCUCUCCUUUCUCCCUCUUUCCCCCUCUCCUUUUCUCCCUCUUUCCCCUCUCCUUUUCUCCCUCUUUUCCCCUCUCCUUUUCUCCCCUCUUUCCCCUCUCCUUUUCUCCCUCUUUCCCCUCUCCUUUUCUCCCCUCUUUCCCCUCUCCUUUUCUCCCUCUUUCCCCCUCUCCUUUUCUCCUCUUUCCCCUCUCCUUUUCUCCCUCUUUCCCCCUCUCCUUUUCUCCCUCUUUCCCCUCUCCUUUUCUCCCUCUUUCCCCUCUCCUUUUCUCCCUCUUUCCCCUCUCCUUUUCUCCCUCUUUCUCCGGUCCCUUUCUCAGUAUUUUUUUUCUUUCUCCUUCUCUUUCUCCGGCCCCCCAUCUCCUCUCCCUCCUUUCCCCCCUCCCCACUCCCCCCCUCCUUUCCCCACUUCCCCCCUCCUUUCCCCCCUCCCCACUUUCCCCCCUCCCCUCUUCCCUCUCUCUCUACAUAA